Messenger RNA from Postia placenta MAD-698-R-SB12, 845 nucleotides. RefSeq lists its product as hypothetical. The transcript has 4 exons. Bases 14 to 712 code for a protein of 232 amino acids. The record is from RefSeq and is a predicted model, not a curated record. Gene Ontology annotation, biological process: positive regulation of GTPase activity; Ras protein signal transduction. Gene Ontology annotation, molecular function: guanyl-nucleotide exchange factor activity. Gene Ontology annotation, cellular component: plasma membrane. NCBI's taxonomy places the organism in Eukaryota, Fungi, Basidiomycota, Agaricomycetes, Polyporales, Adustoporiaceae.
GAAAAUUCGGCCCAUGGAGUGUCUCCUACGGUCACGAGAGACAAAACCUGGAAGAUCAGGCGAUAACUUCUCCUCCAUUAUCCAACUCAGCAAUCGAAUUGCGAACUGGGUGGCUGAAUCGGUGCUGGACAAGGAAGACUCUCGCAAACGUGCUACCAUUGUGAAACACUUCAUCAGUGUUGCGGAUCGCUGCCGAUCCAUGCAGAACUACUCUACGAUGACUGCGAUCGUUUCAGGCCUGGCUACUCCUCCCAUUCGCCGGCUGAAGAGGACAUGGGAGCAGGUGAAUGCGCGUUUUAUGUCACAGCUGAGGGUCUGCGAGUCAACCAUUGAUACCGCCAAAAACUUUAAUAAUUAUCGAUCCACUUUGGCGAGGAUUACGCCCCCAUGUGUGCCUUUCAUCGGUGUUUACCUCACGACGCUGACGUUCAUCAACGAUGGAGCGGAAGACAAGCUAGCUGGGAACAUGGUCAACUUCCGCAAACGUCAAAAGGCUGCAGAGGUCAUCCAGGACAUCAAGCGCUGGCAGUCCAAACCGUACAACUACCAAACUGUCGCCUCCGUCCUCACAUAUCUUGAGGAGUGCUUCAGCAAGUACAGCGACGGCUUCGACUAUGCCGAUCAGUUCUGGAAUCUUAGUCUGGAACGCGAGCCCCGGGAGAGAGAAGACGAGAAGAUGGCAAGAUUGUUACAGGAGAGUGGUUUCCUUUGAUAUCCUAUCCAUACAGCUUGGUUUCUCGUUCGAAGUUUGGUAUUAUUCGCAUUGCUCUGUAACUUUAUACGCUGAUUUACACGCUGCUCCUCAUGUAGUUUUAGUUAUACCUGACAUGGAUGGAUAGUACUGC